CGUGGCUAAAAAAACCGUAGAAGGCGGUUAGAAAUCUACUUCCUGCGCCGGGGGAGGCCAUCCUUCGGACGGGUUAUCAAAAUAAAAUAGUUAAUAAUAAUAUAAUAAAUACAUUUAUAUACGCACACGUACCAGCUAGAGCUACACAACACGGACACAGGGCCAGUCCCAGCAAAGUCAUGGCAGAUGGAAGGAUCUAUGUGGGGAACCUUCCUAUUGAUGUGCAGGAAAGGGACAUUGAAGACCUUUUCUUCAAAUAUGGCAAAAUUCGAGAUAUAGAGCUGAAAAACAACAGGGGUACAAUCCCGUUUGCCUUUGUCCGCUUUGAGGAUCCACGGGAUGCAGAAGAUGCUGUAUAUGGCAGGAAUGGAUAUGGGUUUGGAGACUGCAAACUACGUGUUGAGUACCCCCGCUCCUCCGGCUCCAAAUUUAGUGGCCCCAUGGGAAUGGGUCCCCGAGGAAGGUUUGGGCCCCCAACGCGAAGAUCUGAGUUUAGAGUAAUAGUGACUGGCCUGCCCCCCACCGGAAGCUGGCAGGACCUAAAGGAUCAUAUGAGGGAAGCUGGAGAUGUGUGCUUCGCUGACGUGCAGCGGGAUGGGGAAGGAGUAGUGGAAUUCCUGCGAAGGGAGGACAUGGAGUACGCUCUGCGGCGCCUCGACCGUACGGAAUUCCGUUCACACCAGGGAGAGACUGCCUUUAUCAGAGUCCUCGAGGAGAGGGGGUCCAGCUGGGGCCGUUCAAGGUCCCGGUCCAGGUCACGGGGGCGGUACUCUCCACCUUACCACGGCCGGGGCUCACCACCCCCGCGCUAUCAGUCUCCACCUCCUCACCGACAUGCAGUGUCACACCACAGUCCUCCGCCCCGCCGGCUCCCGCCACCGCCCCACAGCCCGCCUCCCCGCCAUUAUCGGUAAACCUGCCAAAGGACGACGACUAGCGGCUUUUGUGAUGAUUUUCUCCACCGCCCCCUCCCCUGUGUGUGUAUGUGUACGAGUGUGCUGGUGUCCCCCUUUUCAUUUUAAUACCCAUUUGGUUUGAAAACAUUCCAUUAUCUGGACUGCUUUCUGAGGCUUCCAUCGGCGUAGGGGGGUGCUGAUGUCUCUGUGACGAAGGGGGUUUCUGUAUGUCUCUAAGAGCCACGUUGCAAGCCUUUGCAGAAGUGUGUGAACUUGCUGGAUUCAUUUGGACAGUUGUAUGGUCGCAGCACAUGAGUCAAAGCAAGAAUUCUCUCUGAAGAUCAACCAUGUAUUAAAGCUGACUGCCCAUUUUCAUCACCUUGUUAAAUCCAGGCUAUCCUGUAGCAUGUGCCACAUUGUAAAUGUUUUUUUUAAUAACCCACUGAAGGCUGCCGUCUUCUGGAUGACCACAGCUCAAAAUUGAUUAUGUAUUGAACUCCCCCAUUUUUUAAUUAACAUGAAACGUUUUAAUUAGUUGUCAUUUUCCCCAUCUGCCAGUAUCCUUUGUAUCUGGUUAUAGCUGUUUAUAAAGUUUUUGUUUUUUCAAUUAAAAGAUGGAAUUAAAGGUU
Molecule: messenger RNA, 1525 nt
Organism: Paramormyrops kingsleyae
Lineage: Eukaryota; Metazoa; Chordata; Actinopteri; Osteoglossiformes; Mormyridae
Product: serine/arginine-rich splicing factor 9-like
Cellular component (GO): cytoplasm; nucleus
Molecular function (GO): mRNA binding
Source: RefSeq, a predicted model, not a curated record